GGAAGAGAGGUUGCCCUUGUUCAAGUUGAGGAGCUGACAGAUUACUGUCCACUUGUGGCCUACACAGUCGGAUCCAGACGUAUGGUGACCCUGAAGAGCCACAUCGUCAUUACAGAUUAGCAAAGCAGGAUGGAUGCACGAGUAACCUUCAGAGUCCUCUUUGGAGGUGAAGAGGAUGCAAGAAAACUCACCAUUGAAUCCGGAAUACCAAGAACUGUGGAGGACUUGGCUCUUAAAAUCAAGACUUUCUUUGAAGUGACUGAGCAGUUCAGACUUCAGUACAAAGACAAAGACAUGGAUAAUCAGUUCAUGAAUCUCUUGUCAACAUCAGAACUUGAAGAUAAAGGGACUUUGAAAGUGGUGUACAUACCAUGUGAGACAAUUAGGUCUGCUACACUCACAGAAGAUUCCGGCGGCACAAUGUCAGGUACUCCUUCCAGCUCUUCAUCACAAGAACCAAGUGAUUCAGACUCCUACUCCAGCAAUGAUACCAUCAUCUUGUCAUCGCCUGAGACCCGAUCCUGCUCCUGGCCUAAACCCUUUGUCGUGCCCCGCUUCUCAUCCUGUGCUGAGAUUAUGCUCCAGAAAGGAAAUGAUGAGUUCAAGGCACACGGAACUGUCCUGUGUCCUACACCAAAAGUACGCUCGGAUAUCCUUGAAGGCUUAGCUGAGGAAAUAAUAAAGUACACAGCUUACCCAGGCGAUGGGCAUUUAGAGGAAGUGGCAAAGAGUCUGAUACAGUCCCAUCCAUGUUUACUGGAAAAAGUAACACGAACUGGAUACUGUGGCUGGAAGCAUUACUUGAAGAUAAAAAUGAUGAACUUCCGCACCAAGCUGAGCGAUCAGUGUUCUUAG
Messenger RNA from Cyprinodon variegatus (sheepshead minnow), 855 nucleotides. RefSeq lists its product as uncharacterized. The transcript is spliced from 3 exons. The record is from RefSeq and is a predicted model, not a curated record. Lineage: Eukaryota; Metazoa; Chordata; Actinopteri; Cyprinodontiformes; Cyprinodontidae. Bases 130 to 855 code for a protein of 241 amino acids.